AUGACCAAACCAAAUUCAACGAUCGAGCAGGAACUCCAAGGUACGACUCCUCUCUCCACUUCCCAUCCCAAAACAAGACACCAACGUCCGAAAACCCCCACUAACUAGACUAAAGAGCUCUUGACAACCCCUCAGGAAUUGUCCAAUACCGUGGAGCGUAGAAUCAACGCUCUAUCUCCAGGCAUAGCGAAAGCAGGAAAGAAAGUCGAUUCAUAUCCCUCAAAAGACUCAGCCUCAGUCCUCCUCGAAAACUUCAAAAGGUUGAGAGAGAGUAUUAGAUGCGGAUCAGCAGACUUCGAAAAGUACAUGGCAGAGCUAGAGGACCGGCUUUCUAGGAUCAAUAUAGAGGAGAAUGAACCGGAAUACGUGGUUGUAGAGCCAAGAACGAGUCGUUGA
Molecule: messenger RNA, 396 nt
Organism: Hymenoscyphus albidus
Lineage: Eukaryota; Fungi; Ascomycota; Leotiomycetes; Helotiales; Helotiaceae
Source: the annotation of a GenBank genome assembly